GUGGCAUUGCAGGCUGGACAGCUGCCCCGAGCAGAAAGAAAGAGAGUGACCCAGAGAGACAACAGGAAACAGAAAAGCCCAGGGGGACCCCAGAAGCAACAUCAGAGCAAGGCUCAGGCUGGGGCAGAGUGUUUGCAGGCUCCAGCCUCAGCUUCCAGAGUCCUCCUGGCCUGUGGCCCCUGACCCCAAGCUGGGAGGUUGCUGCUCAGAGGGUGCAGAUAAGACCCAGAACGGUGUCUGGUGGCUCCCUCGGGCAGGAGUUCUGAGGUAGGACCAUGGUCAUUCUACAGCAGGGGGACUAUGUGUGGAUGGACCUGAGGUCGGGCCAGGAGUUCGACGUGCCCAUCGGGGCCGUGGUGAAGCUCUGUGACUCCGGGCAGAUCCAGGUGGUGGAUGACGAAGGCAACGAACACUGGAUUUCCCCUCAAAAUGCCACCCACAUCAAGCCGAUGCACCCCACCUCGGUCCACGGUGUGGAGGACAUGAUCCGCCUAGGAGAUCUCAACGAGGCAGGCAUUCUGCGCAACCUGCUCAUUCGCUACCGGGACCACCUUAUCUACACAUACACGGGUUCCAUCUUGGUAGCCGUGAACCCCUACCAGCUGCUCUCCAUCUACUCGCCCCAGCACAUCCGCCAGUAUACCAACAAGAAGAUAGGGGAGAUGCCGCCCCACAUCUUUGCCAUUGCUGACAAUUGCUACUUCAAUAUGAAGCGCAACAGCCGGGACCAGUGCUGUAUCAUCAGUGGGGAGUCCGGAGCUGGCAAGACAGAGAGUACAAAGCUGAUCCUGCAGUUCCUCGCGGCCAUCAGCGGACAGCACUCCUGGAUAGAGCAGCAGGUGCUGGAGGCUACCCCCAUCCUGGAAGCCUUUGGCAACGCCAAGACCAUCCGCAAUGACAACUCCAGCCGCUUCGGCAAGUACAUCGACAUCCACUUCAACAGGCGCGGAGCCAUCGAGGGCGCCAAGAUAGAGCAGUACCUGCUGGAGAAGUCUCGGGUCUGCCGCCAGGCCCCCGACGAGAGGAACUACCACGUGUUCUACUGCAUGCUGGAGGGCAUGAAUGAGGAGCAGAAGAGGAAGCUGGGCCUCGGCCAGGCGGCCGACUACAACUACUUGGCCAUGGGUAACUGCAUCACCUGUGAGGGCCGGGUGGACAGUCAGGAGUAUGCCAACUUCCGCUCAGCCAUGAAGGUGCUCAUGUUCACCGACACGGAGAACUGGGAGAUCUCAAAGCUCCUGGCCGCCAUCCUGCACAUGGGCAACCUGCAGUAUGAGGCCCGUACAUUUGAGAACCUGGAUGCCUGUGAAGUCCUAUUCUCCCCAUCGCUGGCCACGGCGGCUUCCCUGCUCAAGGUGAACCCCCCCGACCUGAUGAGCUGCCUCACAAGCCGCACCCUCAUCACCCGCGGGGAGACGGUGUCCACCCCUCUCAGCAGGGAGCAGGCGCUGGAUGUGCGAGACGCCUUUGUCAAGGGCAUCUACGGGCGGCUCUUCGUGUGGAUUGUGGACAAGAUCAACGCCGCAAUCUACAAGCCACCCUCCCAGGACCUGCAGAACUGGCGCCGGUCCAUCGGCCUCCUGGACAUCUUUGGGUUUGAGAACUUCACUGUGAACAGCUUCGAGCAGCUCUGCAUUAACUUUGCCAACGAGCACCUGCAGCAAUUCUUCGUGCGGCACGUGUUCAAGCUGGAGCAGGAGGAGUAUGACCUGGAGAGCAUCAACUGGCUGCACAUUGAGUUCACUGACAACCAGGAAGCCCUGGACAUGAUUGCCAACCGGCCUAUGAAUGUCAUCUCCCUCAUCGACGAGGAGAGCAAGUUCCCCAAGGGCACGGAUGCCACCAUGCUGCAUAAGCUGAACUCACAACACAAGCUCAAUGCCAACUACGUGCCACCCAAGAACAGCCACGACACCCAGUUUGGAAUCAACCACUUUGCAGGCGUUGUCUAUUAUGAGACUCAAGGCUUCUUGGAGAAGAACCGCGACACCCUGCACGGGGACAUCAUCCAGCUGGUCCACUCUUCCCGGAACAAGUUCAUAAAGCAGAUUUUCCAGGCCGACGUUGCUAUGGGUGCUGAGACCAGGAAACGCUCGCCUACGCUCAGCAGCCAGUUCAAGCGGUCGCUGGAGCUGCUGAUGCGAACCCUCGGCUCCUGCCAGCCUUUCUUCGUGCGCUGCAUCAAACCCAAUGAGUUCAAGAAGCCCAUGCUCUUUGACCGGCAUCUGUGUGUACGCCAGCUGCGAUAUUCGGGCAUGAUGGAGACGAUCCGCAUCCGCCGUGCGGGCUACCCCAUUCGCUACAGCUUUGUGGAGUUUGUGGAGCGCUACCGCGUGCUGCUCCCUGGAGUAAAGCCAGCAUACAAGCAGGGUGACCUCCGAGGGACAUGCCAGCGUAUAGCUGAGGCCGUGCUAGGCACACACGAUGACUGGCAGAUCGGGAAAACCAAGAUCUUUUUGAAGGACCACCAUGACAUGUUGCUGGAGGUGGAGCGGGACAAGGCCAUCACAGACAGAGUCAUCCUCCUCCAGAAGGUCAUACGGGGCUUCAAAGACAGGUCCAACUUCCUGAAACUGAAGAGUGCCGCCACACUGAUCCAGAGGUACUGGCGGGGCCACUACUGUAGAAAGAACUAUGAGAUGAUGCGCCUUGGCUUCCUGCGGCUGCAGGCCCUGCAGUACUCCCGGAAGCUGCACCAGCAGUACCGCCUGGCCAGGAAGCAGAUAAUCAAGUUCCAGGCCCGCUGCCGUGCCUACCUGGUGCGCAAGGCCUUCCGCCACCGCCUCUGGGCCGUGCUCACUGUGCAGGCAUAUGCCAGAGGCAUGAUUGCCCGCAGGCUGCACCGGCGCCUCCGGGACGAGUACCGGCGUCGCCUCGAGGCGGAGAAGAUGCGGCUGGCAGAGGAAGAGAAGCUCCGAAAGGAGAUGAGUGCCAAGAAAGCCAAGGAGGAGGCGGAGCGUAAGCAUCAGGAGCGCCUGGCCCAGCUAGCCCGCGAGGAUGCAGAGCGGGAGCUGAAGGAGAAGGAGGAGGCUCGGCGGAAGAAGGAGCUGCUGGAGCAGAUGGAGAAGGCCCGCCAUGAGCCCAUCAACCACUCAGAUAUGGUGGACAAGAUGUUUGGCUUCCUGGGGACUUCGGGCGGCCUGCCAGGCCAGGAGGGCCAGGCACCUAGUGGCUUUGAGGACCUGGAGCGAGGGCGGAGGGAGAUGGUGGAGGAGGACGUGGAUGCAGCCCUGCCCCUGCCCGACGAGGACGAGGAGGACCUUUCUGAGUACAAAUUCGCCAAAUUUGCUGCCACCUACUUCCAGGGCACGACCACGCACUCCUACACUCGGAGGCCCCUCAAGCAGCCGCUACUCUUCCAUGAAGAUGAGGGUGACCAGCUGGCGGCACUGGCUGUCUGGAUCACCAUCCUCCGGUUCAUGGGGGACCUCCCUGAGCCCAAGUACCACACAGCCAUGAGUGACGGCAGUGAGAAGAUCCCUGUGAUGACAAAGAUCUAUGAGACCCUAGGCAAGAAGACAUACAAGAGGGAGCUGCAGGCCCUGCAGGGGGAGGGUGAGGCCCAGCUCCCCGAGGGGCAGAAGAAGACCAGUGUCAGACACAAGUUGGUGCACUUGACCCUGAAGAAGAAGUCCAAACUCACAGAGGAGGUGACCAAGAGGCUGCACGACGGGGAAUCCACGGUGCAGGGCAACAGCAUGCUGGAGGACCGGCCCACCUCCAACCUGGAGAAGCUCCACUUCAUCAUCGGCAAUGGCAUCCUUCGACCUACACUGCGGGACGAGAUUUACUGCCAGAUCAGCAAGCAGCUCACGCACAAUCCCUCCAAGAGCAGCUACGCCAGAGGCUGGAUCCUCGUGUCUCUCUGUGUCGGCUGCUUCGCUCCCUCUGAGAAGUUCGUUAAGUACCUUCGGAACUUCAUCCACGGAGGCCCGCCGGGCUACGCCCCAUACUGCGAGGAGCGCCUGAGGAGGACCUUUGUCAACGGAACUCGCACACAGCCACCCAGCUGGCUGGAGCUGCAGGCCACCAAGUCCAAGAAGCCCAUCAUGUUGCCUGUGACCUUCAUGGACGGGACCACUAAGACCCUGCUAACGGAUUCAGCAACCACGGCCAAGGAGCUGUGCAAUGCUCUGGCUGACAAGAUCUCGCUCAAGGACCGCUUCGGGUUCUCCCUCUACAUCGCCCUGUUUGAUAAGGUGUCCUCUCUGGGCAGCGGCAGUGACCACGUCAUGGACGCGAUCUCCCAGUGUGAGCAGUAUGCCAAGGAGCAGGGCGCGCAGGAACGCAAUGCGCCGUGGAGGCUCUUCUUUAGAAAAGAGGUCUUCACCCCCUGGCACAACCCCUCCGAGGACAACGUGGCCACGAACCUCAUCUACCAGCAGGUGGUGCGAGGGGUCAAGUUUGGAGAGUACAGGUGUGAGAAGGAGGAUGACCUGGCUGAGCUGGCCUCCCAGCAGUACUUUGUGGACUAUGGUUCUGAGAUGAUUCUGGAGCGUCUGCUGAGCCUUGUGCCCACUUACAUUCCUGACCGAGAGAUCACUCCCCUGAAGACCCUUGAGAAGUGGGCGCAGCUGGCCAUUGCCGCCCACAAGAAGGGAAUUUAUGCUCAGAGGAGAACUGAUUCCCAGAAGGUCAAAGAGGAUGUGGUCAAUUAUGCCCGCUUCAAGUGGCCCCUGCUCUUCUCCAGGUUUUACGAAGCCUUCAAAUUUUCAGGCCCUCCCCUCCCCAAGAGUGACGUCAUCGUGGCUGUCAACUGGACGGGCGUCUACUUUGUGGACGAGCAGGAGCAGGUGCUUCUGGAGCUGUCCUUCCCAGAGAUCAUGGCUGUGUCCAGCAGUAGGGAGUGCCGCAUCUCGCUCUCACUGGGAUGCUCUGACCUGGGCUGUGCUACUUGUCACUCGGGCUGGGCAGGGCUGACCCCGGCUGGACCCUGUUCUUCGUGUUGGUCCUGUAGGGGAGCGAAACUGAUGGCCCCCAGCUUUACCCUGGCCACCAUCAAAGGGGACGAGUACACCUUCACAUCCAACAAUGCCGAGGACAUCCGUGACCUGGUGGUCACCUUCCUGGAGGGGCUGAGGAAGAGGUCCAAGUAUGUGGUGGCACUGCAGGACAACCCCAACCCUGCUGGUGAGGAGUCAGGUUUCCUCAGCUUUGCCAAGGGAGACCUCAUCAUUCUCGACCAUGACACUGGCGAGCAGGUCAUGAACUCAGGCUGGGCCAAUGGCAUCAACGAGAGGACCAAGCAGCGAGGGGACUUCCCCACGGACUGUGUAUACGUCAUGCCCACUGUCACUCUGCCACCACGGGAGAUUGUGGCUCUGGUCACCAUGACCCCAGACCAGAGGCAGGAUGUUGUCCGGCUCUUGCAGCUGCGCACAGCAGAGCCAGAGGUGCGCUCCAAACCCUACACGCUGGAGGAGUUCUCCUACGAUUAUUUCAGACCCCCGCCCAAGCACACGCUGAGCCGUGUCAUGGUGUCCAAAGCCCGCGGUAAGGAUCGGCUGUGGAGCCACACACGAGAGCCACUCAAACAGGCCCUGCUCAAGAAGAUCCUGGGCAGUGAAGAACUCUCCCAGGAAGCCUGCAUGGCUUUCAUAGCUGUGCUCAAGUACAUGGGUGACUACCCAUCCAAGAGGACACGAUCUGUCAAUGAGCUCACUGACCAGAUCUUUGAGGGGGCACUGAAGGCUGAGCCCCUCAAAGAUGAGGCCUAUGUGCAGAUCCUGAAGCAGCUGACUGAUAAUCACAUCAGGUACAGCGAAGAGCGGGGCUGGGAACUGCUGUGGCUGUGCACAGGCCUCUUCCCGCCCAGCAACAUCCUCCUGCCCCACGUGCAGCGUUUCCUGCAGUCCCGCAAGCACUGUCCUCUGGCCAUCGACUGCCUGCAGCGGCUUCAGAAAGCCCUGAGAAAUGGGUCCCGGAAGUACCCUCCGCACCUGGUGGAGGUGGAGGCCAUCCAGCACAAAACCACCCAGAUUUUCCACAAGGUCUACUUCCCUGAUGACACUGAUGAGGCUUUUGAGGUGGAGUCCAGCACCAAGGCCAAGGACUUCUGUCAGAACAUCGCCAGCCGGCUGCUCCUCAAGUCUUCCGAGGGAUUCAGCCUUUUUGUCAAAAUCGCAGACAAGGUCAUCAGUGUCCCCGAGAACGACUUCUUCUUUGACUUUGUUCGACACCUGACAGACUGGAUAAAGAAAGCACGGCCCAUCAAGGAUGGAAUUGUGCCCUCGCUCACCUACCAGGUGUUUUUCAUGAAGAAGCUGUGGACCACCACGGUGCCGGGGAAGGACCCCAUGGCCGACUCCAUCUUCCACUAUUACCAGGAGUUGCCCAAGUAUCUCCGAGGCUACCACAAGUGCACGCGGGAGGAGGUGCUGCAGCUGGGUGCGCUCAUCUACAGGGUCAAGUUCGAGGAGGACAAGUCCUACUUCCCUAGCAUCCCCAAGCUGCUAAGGGAGCUGGUACCCCAGGACCUCAUCCGGCAGGUCUCACCUGAUGACUGGAAGCGGUCCAUCGUCGCCUACUUCAACAAGCAUGCAGGGAAGUCCAAGGAGGAGGCCAAGCUGGCCUUCCUUAAGCUUAUCUUCAAGUGGCCCACCUUUGGCUCGGCCUUCUUUGAGGUGAAGCAAACUACAGAACCAAACUUCCCUGAGAUUCUCUUAAUUGCCAUCAACAAGUAUGGGGUCAGCCUCAUUGAUCCCAGAACCAAGGACAUCCUGACAACUCACCCCUUCACCAAGAUCUCCAACUGGAGUAGCGGCAACACCUACUUCCACAUCACCAUCGGGAACCUGGUCCGUGGGAGCAAGCUGCUCUGUGAGACCUCACUGGGAUACAAAAUGGACGAUCUUCUGACUUCCUACAUCAGCCAGAUGCUCACAGCCAUGAGCAAACAGAGGAACUCCAGGAGUGGCAGGUGAACUGUAGAGGUGAUGCUAGCUCAGGCCCUGGCCAUCUAAGCAGGGAGGCUGGGCUGACCAUCUCUGCUGGGGCUCCGACCUCUCUGCCACGAGGUCAUGACUUUCCUGCACCCACCUACGGCAUCUGGGUUAGCUGUCACCCUGCUUCGUUUUGGCCUUUCUGUUGUAAGAGCCUGUAUUCCUUGGAUACCUCUCCUGAUUCAGACCAGCUCCAUCAAUCAACCUCUUUUGACUUUCUGUAUACUGACAGGACAGAGGACUCAAAGACAACUUAGCUCUCUCAGUACUCGGAACAACCAAACCAUAUGUGCAUUGAACUGGCGGAAGCCCAUGGGACUGGACUCUGGGUCCUCAGCACUGGCUCCUGCCAUAAGCACUACCGCUCUCUGGAUCCUCUUCAGUAUCUGAUACCCUCUGAUACUCUGUUUAGUAUCAUCUGCUUCAGGAAGGCCCCCUAGACAACCUCCUGAAUCUAGACAAAGCCUCCUGAUUCUCCCUGGGUCACUUCUGUAUGUGACAGUUCUGGGUCCCUGCUGGUCUCCCUGACCACACGAGGGCAUAAAUCAUGUGUCUCAUC
Messenger RNA from Meriones unguiculatus (Mongolian gerbil), 7500 nucleotides. It is a transcript of the gene Myo7a, whose product is annotated as myosin VIIA. Gene Ontology annotation, molecular function: protein binding; ATP binding; cytoskeletal motor activity. Lineage: Eukaryota; Metazoa; Chordata; Mammalia; Rodentia; Muridae. The transcript has 49 exons. Bases 276 to 6923 code for a protein of 2215 amino acids. The record is from RefSeq and is a predicted model, not a curated record. Gene Ontology annotation, cellular component: myosin complex; cytoskeleton.